Molecule: messenger RNA, 1464 nt
Organism: Mesoplodon densirostris (Blainville's beaked whale)
Lineage: Eukaryota; Metazoa; Chordata; Mammalia; Artiodactyla; Ziphiidae
Gene: IFI44
Product: interferon induced protein 44
Exons: 9
Source: RefSeq, a predicted model, not a curated record
AUGACAAUGACAACUUGUUUGACAUGGAUGCAAGAAAAAAAGCUGCAAAAUUAUUUUGGAGAAAAGCAGUUUAGCCUUCUCUAUAAGGCCAGUGUCCAUGAAUUCUCUAGUGAAAGUUUGCUUCAGAGAUGCUCUAAACAAGGACCUACUAUAACAGUGAUUUAUAGUGAAGAUCACAUUGUUGGGGCAUAUGUGCAAAAGAGCUACCCGGAAGACUAUUUCAUUAUCCUUUUUGCCUUUCAAGAGACUACAAUUUCAGAAUGCAAGAUAGGGCCAUUUCAACUAUCUAUGUUGCUUUGUGAAAGUGAUAGAAAUUCUGAAUUCAAUAUAAACCUAGAGAAAAAAGAGGUGGCUAUUAGCAUAAAUACAAUGGACAAACUUGGACUACCUCAAUGUUGUAUUUCCUUCCAGGAAUGUGAAGUUUUUCGAUGUGAAAAUUUAUUGGACAAAAGGAGGAUGGAUGGGAUCACUGAGCUCAAGGAGAGCUUAUUGUCUGCUAUAAGAACUUAUGAACCAUAUGGAGGCCUGGUUCACCAAAUACGAAUUCUGCUUUUGGGUCCAAUUGGAGCCGGGAAGUCUAGCUUUUUCAACUCAGUGAAGUCUGUUUUCUGAGGCCAUGUAACAAACCAGGCUUUGGUGGGGUCUAAGACAACUGGGGUAUCUGAAAAGAUGAGUCUAUUCUAGUACAGAACAUAUUUCAUUAAGGAUGGGAAGAAUGGCAACACCCUGCCAUUUAUUCUGUGUGACUCAAUGGGGCUGAGUGAGAAAGAAGAAGGGCUGUGCAUGGAUGACAUACCCUAUAUCUUAGAAGGCUGCAUUCCUGACAGAUACCAGAUGUUCAUGCUAAGCACUGUCGGUGUUCCAGGUGUGGUCCAUGUGGUGUUGCUCACUCAUGUGGAUAACUUGGAUCUGAUUACAAAAGGUGACCUUAUAGACAUAUACAGAUGUGUGCCUGUGAAACUCAAACUAGAGGUAGUUCACAGAGAACUUGGAUUUGCUCUUUCUGACAUCUUUGUGGUUAGUAAUUAUACCUCAGAGUGGGAGCUGGAGACUGUCAUGGACGUUCUGAACUUCUCUGCAUUGAGACAGAUGCUGUGGGCUGCAGUUGACUUCUUAGAGGAUUUGCCUCUUGAGGAAACAAGAUCCAUACAAAGUGCCACUAGUGAGGCUGGAAGUGCUCCCAAGAAGCAGAGAAAAGUCAUGAUAUUACAAGAAAAAUUUGAAUGGCUGGAAAAUGUUGUGAAAGCCAUCAAGCCCAAAACAAUAAAUUCCUGCUGGAGAAAACUCUGUCCAGAUGUUGUGCAUGACUUCACAGGAUUUAUGACAGAACCAGUCAUGGAAAUCCUGAAAGAGAUUGUGGCUAUGACAAAAAAGGUGGGAAGUAAAGGGUUUCAAAAUAUGGAUCUUGGAGAAAUUCAAGAGCUAAUAGACACCACACCAGAGGAAUUAACAGAAGAUGACUGA